Molecule: messenger RNA, 897 nt
Organism: Cuscuta epithymum
Lineage: Eukaryota; Viridiplantae; Streptophyta; Magnoliopsida; Solanales; Convolvulaceae
Source: the annotation of a GenBank genome assembly
GUGCAUGUUCACCGUGGGAUGCUGCCGGGAUAUAGCAGCUGGCGGAAUUGCGGUGCGUUGCUCAAGUGGUAAUGAUAUAAAAUGAGUGGUGCUACAAUUAGACACUUGUACUCGUAACUUGAGUUGAAUUUAAGACCACAGAAGCACAAGUGUAGAGAGCCACACGACCCAGAUAUACUCCACCGUCAAUCAUUUUCAGUAAAGGGGAUCGACUGACUACCUUUACUUCAAGCUCCGCCCCGACUGCAAUAGUAAUCAUACUUGAAUUGAGCAGCGUCCAACAAACCCAUUGAUGGAGUAUAUGGCCCAGGAACCCCCGGCCCAUAGACUCCUGCUUCUCCUACACAAGUUCGUCGAGCCCAGAGAACAACUCAGGCCCAAUUGUGACGGCCCAAGCCUCAAAAUAGCCCAGAAUACAUACUGGGGUGCCUUCGGCCUCCCUGGCCGAAAGCUCCAGACCUCACAGGAUGGCCUUUCUGGCAUAAGAAGCUGCUGGGAGGAAGUGACAGAAAACGGGAGCCUUCGGCACUGUGGAGCCCUCGGCACCAGGGGAAGCCUUCGGCUGAACCAAGCCUUCGGCCACAAAAGGCUUUCGGCCGCACAGGGGUCCUUGGUCACAUGGAGCCCUCGGCCACACCAGGAGCCUUCGGCCAAACAUGCUCAAAUCGUCGAAGAUUCCUUUUGGAGACAGCCAACCACCGCAUUUAAUGCCACGUCACAUCCGCCAACCGCAUUCAAUGCAGUGAACGUACCACUGCCGGUGCCACCCGGCUGAUGUGACCCCUCGGCCGUCGGAUUACUGACACGUGUACUCUCAUCGCAUUUAUUGCUGCUAUAAAUAGCAGCCCCUAUUCACCUUGUAAAGACACGCUGAGUUCAUUUAAUAUAUCGACUCUC